Molecule: messenger RNA, 2565 nt
Organism: Dichomitus squalens LYAD-421 SS1
Lineage: Eukaryota; Fungi; Basidiomycota; Agaricomycetes; Polyporales; Polyporaceae
Product: urease
Exons: 10
Coding region: 1-2565 (854 amino acids)
Biological process (GO): urea catabolic process
Cellular component (GO): urease complex
Molecular function (GO): nickel cation binding; urease activity
Source: RefSeq, a predicted model, not a curated record
AUGCGUAUCCCCCCAAGGGAGGAAGCGAAACUACUCCUUCAUCAGGCCGGGUUUCUUGCCCAAAAGCGCCUCGCGCGCGGCCUGCAGCUAAAUCAAACCGAGGCUAUAGCUCUCAUUGCGUCGCAGCUCCAGGAGCGCAUCAGGGAUGGCAAGCACUCCGUGGCCGAGCUGAUGCAGCAUGGGAAGACGCUGCUCGGGCGUAGGCAUGUCUUGCCUGGCGUCCCUGUGUUGCUGCACGAGAUCCAGGUAGAAGGCACUUUCGUCGACGGAGUGUUCCUCGUCACUGUGCACGAUCCCAUUUGCACCGAAGACGGUGACCUGGAAGCGGCGCUAUAUGGCUCCUUCCUCCCCGUCCCUUCCAACGACGUCUUCCCCACGAUCAGCGCCGUCGAGUACUCGCGUGAGAACGCCCCAGGCGCAAUCGUCGUCAAGCAGGACAGGAUCCGUAUCAAUCAAGGGCGGGAGCGCGUCAAGCUGCGCGUAACGAACAACGGCGACCGACCAAUCCAAGUCGGGUCCCACUAUCACUUCAUUGAGACCAAUUCGGCCCUCGCGUUCGACCGCGGCAAGGCCUACGGGAAGCGUCUGGACAUCGCCGCAGGCACCGCAGUCCGAUUCGAGCCUGGGGACACGAAGACCGUGACUCUAUGCGCGAUCGCGGGUGCCAAAAUUAUCACCGGGGGCAAUCGUCUUGCUUCAGGGGUCGUGGACUUGUCGCGGACCGACGAGAUCGUACGGAACCUCGUGCAGAAGGGCUUCGGGCACAUUCCUGAGCCCGGGGCAUUGGAGGUCUCCGAGGACACGGACAUCGGUCGAGAUGCGUACGUCGCGAUGUUCGGGCCAACCGUGGGCGACAGGGUGCGCCUUGGUGACACUGCGCUUUGGAUCGAAGUCGAGCGCGACGAGACUGUAUAUGGAGACGAGGUCAAGUUCGGCGGAGGCAAGUCCCAGGCUUACUGCCCUUUUGAGGUGCUCAUCAAUCCACCAGGGAAGACCAUCCGCGAGGGUAUGGGCCAGGCCACGGGCCGCUCGGCUGCCGAAACCCUCGACCUGGUAAUCACCAAUGCACUCAUCGUAGACUGGUCCGGUAUAUACAAGGCAAACAUCGGCAUCAAGGACGGCAAGAUCAAAGGAAUUGGGAAGGCAGGAAACCCAGACGUAAUGGCUGGGGUGCAUCCCGACCUGGUCGUUGGCUCUGCCACCGAGGCGAUCGCAGGCGAGAAGCUCAUCGUCACCGCUGGUGCUAUCGACGCCCACUGCCACUUCAUCUGUCCGCAGCAAGUCACCGAGGCGCUUGCGUCGGGCACGACCACCAUGAUCGGGGGCGGCACGGGUCCCAGCGCAGGCACGAACGCGACAACGUGUACCCCAAGCCCGUUCUACAUGCGCCAGAUGUUUGCUGCGACAGACGGGCUGCCGAUGAACUUCGCGAUUACUGGCAAGGGUAACGACACCGGCACUGACGCUCUGGAGGACAUCGUCAAAGCGGGCGCUGCGGGCUUGAAGUUGCACGAGGAUUGGGGCACCACUCCCUCGGUGAUCGUCACCGCCCUCGACGUUGGUGACAAAUAUGAUGUGCAGGUGAACAUCCACACGGACACGCUGAACGAAAGCGGGUUUGUCGAGAGUACCAUCGCUGCUUUCGGGGGCCGUACGAUACAUACCUACCACACUGAGGGCGCCGGUGGAGGACAUGCUCCGGACAUAAUCGUCGUCUGCGGACUGGAUAAUGUCCUGCCAUCCUCGACCAACCCCACUCGACCGUAUACCGGUAACACGUUAGACGAGCAUCUAGAUAUGCUAAUGGUCUGCCACCAUCUCGACAAGUCUAUACCCGAGGAUCUCGCCUUUGCUGAGUCGCGUAUCCGUGCGGAGACCGUGGCAGCCGAGGAUGUCCUGCAUGAUACUGGCGCCAUCUCGAUGAUUAGCUCCGACUCGCAAGCAAUGGGUCGUAUCGGUGAAGUGAUCAGCAGGACCUGGCGGACCGCCAGCAAGAUGCGCGAGUUCCGCGGGCCUCUCAGUACUCUGGGCGAUCGCGACGGGCACGACAACGGCAGGGUCAAGCGCUACAUCUCCAAGUAUACCAUCAACCCCGCGAUUACACAUGGCAUCAGCCAUCUCGUCGGACAAGUGGCUGUCGGAACGCUCGCUGACCUCGUCCUGUGGAAGCCGGAGAACUUCGGCGCGAAGCCCGAAAUGGUCAUCAAGUCGGGCGUCAUCGCCUGGGCACAGAUGGGCGAUGCGAAUGCCUCGAUCCCGGCCGUACAGCCCUUCAUCGGACGUCCCAUGUGGGGCUCGUAUGCCGCGUCGGCGGCGCUGAACUCCGUGACGUUCGUGUCCGAAAUAUCCAUCGCGUCGGGCACCAUCGCCUCUUACGGUCUGAGCAAGCGCUUUGAGGCGGUUAAAGGCUGCCGCAAGGUGACGAAGAAGGACAUGAAAUGGAAUGACGCGACGCCAGCGAUGAAGGUCGACCCCGAGAGCUACGAAGUGCGCGCCGAUGGUGAAUUGAUGGAUAUCGAGCCUGCGACGAAGCUUCCUCUCUCCCGUUACUACAACAUAUUUUGA